GUGCACGUGCUUGUGGCAGUACGCGCACGGCGGCGCGAAUUUUGUGACAACGGCACCGCUAGUUCUUGUUUUAAUGACAGGGCUUUUUAUUUAUCUCCCGAAGACCUUAGGCAUUGUGCGACGUUUUUGUCGGAAAUUUGCCUAGCAACGUUUCGGAGAAAGCAGUGACUUCUUUGUUUACUGAAGUUGGUGAAAUGAGCUCAAUGCAUUUUAAAGACGAGAAAGAUGAGAAAACAGCGCAUGGACAGACGGGAGUGAAUCCUGAAGAAGCAAGAGGUGGUAACAUGUGUCCAGCGGAAAAAGCUGCUGCUCUUUCUGCAGUCCUUAGUAGGGCUGCUCAUAGCAAGAGGAACUUCACUAUAGCAGCUUCACUUGCACAUCUUCAAGAAAAAGAAGUACAGCUUUAUGUUACUGAAGUCGAAGAUACAACAUCGUUCUUUGGGCAGCGCUAUACUGAUGCUGACAAAGUCAGAGAAGUUGGUGCCCAGUUGAACGAAAUGUGCUCUAAAGCUAGGGUGGUGACGAACCCUGAAUACAACAAGGUCUAUGCUGCAAGGUUUUCUCUAGAUGGACUAUGGUACAGAUGUAAAAUUGUACAAAAAGUCGAUGACAACAAGAGCAUCAUUCAUUACAUGGACUACGGAAACUCGGAGGAAAUUAUGAAUCAGUCGGGCUUUGUGUGCCUGAACGACGAACUUGCCCUCAUGCCUCCGUUAGCCCUUCAUUUUCGCUUGGAUGGAUUGGAAAGUCUAGAAAGAGAUGACCCUGCCAUUUAUGACAAGGCACUUGUCUUUGUGGAUGAGCUGCUCAGAGACAAGAAUGUGAAGGUGGUAACAAGCACCAAAAUUUCAAGGGAAACAACAAACAUGGUAACAAGGUGCCACCUCCUCGAUUCUGGUGUUGACGUCAUCAAUGAAGUGCUGAGUCAAGGCUACGCUAAGAAGAUGAAGGCAAAGACUGAAGAUGUAACACUAGUAGGCAGUUCUGGCCAGGAACCAAGUGAUGACACUCCAGUACAAUCGCAUGCAACUGUUGAGUGUCCUGUAAAGCCCACAGGAAUGCCACAGUGGUCCAACUCGAAAAACCAACAGCAAGUUCAUUCUGCAAACAUUCAUCAUGACCGCAGUUAUGAGAUGAUAUCUGACACCAGCAGCUUUCUUGCCCGUGACCCGAAAUAUUACUGUGGCCGUGGUUCUAGCAGUGAGCAUAAUUAUCAGCAGGGCUUUGGACCUGGCUUCAAUGGAGGUCGUUUUUACAGUCCCAAUCAGCAAUUCUGCUACUCAGCACCACCAUUUAGGCCUAAUUAUCCUGGAGCUGAAGCCAUCAGAAGUAACAGAUGGUUCAGGCCUACUUUCUAUCAACGAGAGCAAGUGGUGCCUCGUAAUGCUUGCAGACAGCCAGUGUUGAUGGGUCUCCCUAAACUGCGGAUGGUUUCAGCUCGAAGCACACAGACGGAGACACUUAAAGCUUUGGAAGCACAAAUUGAUUCUAAUAAUGCUCUUUGCCAAGCCAAAGACAACUCUCUUUCAAAGCUGGCACAUACUCUUGAGCUUUUGGAAAAAGUGAGGCAUCAGAGAGGGCAGAUUUCAAGUGACCCUCAUGUCAAGGACAUAUUUGAGAUAGUUUUGGAAGUCUAUGAGGAAUGCUCAUUGAUAGCAGUGCCCACCCACAGCAUUGAUACUGCAGUCACUCGCUAUCAAGAAGCACAGGAUGCCAUUCGGAAGUGCAAUGACCUGGACCAGUUGACUCCACUUAGAGCUGAGCGGGAUGCUGCGUCUGUAAAACUUUGGGAGCUGCUGCAAGGUCACGAAGCUGCUGUAAAAGCUUCUGGCCAGACAAACAGUAGUAACGUUCCGAAGAUAAAAGCUGCCUUAGAACUACUGACAAACACCUAUAAAGACUUCCUGGAAAAUUGUGGAGAUGCUUCAUUGGACACUAUUCCCGAUGUUCCUUUGACUAUUGAUGAACUAAGCCAAAGCUCUGAGAAAUUGAAGGUGGAAAUAGUGCCACAAUUGCAGAAGCAAAGGGAGAAGACUGAUGCCGCACGUGCUCACCUCACAAGUGUCCUUCAGGAACUGCAACAGGCCCUUGCAGAUGUCAAUCCAGGUUCGGUGGGAAAGCGUUUUUCUGCUUGUUGCUUGGAUGCAUCUGUGGAGGAGCUUAAGUGCUGUCUCCAGGCAGAAGUGUCUGCUUGUAAUCCGAUGUCCUCUGCCAGCUGUGGUCCUCUUGCUACUGUUGUUCGGCAGCUGAGGACAGAACUUCAGAGAAGACUAAAUAGUGCAUCUAAUCUUGCUUCCACCGAAGAUCGCUAUAGCAGCCUGCUUAAAGAGCUUAGCUUGGAUUGUGGGCAGCACAACUCUGAAAAUAGCGAACGAAAAGCUGUAGAAGCCUGCCAACUACAGUGCAGUUUGCGCAAGCUUAAAUCUGUUUUGCGACACCGUUUGGCUGACCUGGAGGACAUUGAGCCCUGUGAUGAAGCUGAAAGAGAGAAGGUCGCUGCAGAUAUCCAUGCUAAGCGUAUCAAGCUUCAAGGUGUCUUCCUUGAAGAGGAGCAGCUUCUGGAUGAAUUAUCUCGGCUACAGAAGCAACGGUUUCCUGAAUUGGCACUUAUCUGUCCAACGUUAGAGUUGCCGCAGUACCAGAAGUACAAUGGUCUGCUCAAAUCACAGUGGGAGCUGAUCGCUUUUGACACUGAGGCCUAUGGACCACAGCUCAAGACAAAAUUGUGUGCAGAGGACAUGACAGUCACUGAGUAUACAGUAGAUGCAACCAAGGACCUGGAUGGGCUCCUCAUGAAUAUUGUCCGAUACAGCUCUACCUGUUACGGUCACCUGAUCCGCAUAAGGGCUGUUUUUGUCUCCAAGGACCAGCGCCAUGUCUAUGUCAUGGUUCCUUCUGUGGGAAAGCCUCUGCUGAACCAUGGCCAACCUCUCCUGAACCACCUGGAGCUGCUGCAUGGCAUCCUAAUUGCCCUUCAUGAGCUACAUACUCCUGCUAAGGGCAAAUGUUCUACUGCCCAUGGCCGUGUACACCCUGCCUGGGUAGUUGUGUGUGAUGAUGGCAAGUCCAUGGCACUUGAUCUGCCCAACUUCAGUGUCUACAUGCCGGGCAACAAUCUGCAGCUGCCUGUGGCUGGCGCUAUUGAUUUUACUGCGCCGGAGCUGCGCACUCUCAAUGCGAUGGAGCCAACACCUGCCAGUGACAUGUUUGCUUUUGGGUGCCUUAUUUUAUGGUUGCUGUUUCCUGGAGCUCAGUUUAAGCAUGGAUGCCUGGAAAACCUUGAGCCAGCUGAUGAGCAGAUCCGCAACGAAAAGGAACUGCCAGUAAUUCGUUCCUUGCUACAAGAAAAUCCAAAUGAUCGGCCAACAGCAACACAGCUCUUGGAGAACCCAAUUUUCGCUGCAUUCAACAAGAAACUAAACUAGGCCACUGCUGUUUUUAACAGCUGGGAAGGCUAAGAUGACAAUGGCUGGAACUCUCAGCCUGCCAUUGAUGUGGCAUCAGUGAACUGACGUUUUGUUUUCAGCAUCAAGCCAUGCUUUUUCUUUUUUUAAGUUGGGUAAAAUCCCAAUUACUACAGCUAUCUGUGAUAGGAAGGAAACUUCCGAGCAUAUUAAGCAGUAUUUGUAACCAUAUAUGCACAUAGCUAGCUACAUCACUGCCUGUUGACAUUAUCAGUCAUUCUGGAAUUUGACAUGCACAAAAGAAAGUUCUUAUGCUAACACAAGCUAGUCUCAUCAUUUUGGAAUGAGUGUUUUCAAAAUAAAUGUUACUGAAAUUUGUGAGCAAUAAUUUCACAGAAGCUUCAAUUUCAGUGGUGCCCCUGUUUUAAUGUACAAAGUCUGUUGGAGUACUUUAGAGUAAGUAGUGAUGAGGACCUAGUAGUGUAUGUACUGAACAUUGCGCUGUUGUAUGCGAUUCCUGGCUACAUCAGCUGUAUGUACCGGUAAGUCUGCUGUUGGAGGGAGGAUGGGGGCAUAUCGCUUAUGCUCCGCACAGCGUAAUUCACAGGAAUCUGCUGUAACAAAGUGCAUGCAUGCAACAAUGCAGGGGUGGCACAUACACUGCGUGGCUUCAUUUCCACAGUUCUGUCAUCUGGCCGGAAAUGUGGAGCGAGAUAUUGCUACAUCACACAUGAAAUACAAAAUUAGAUCAGCAUAUUUUAGUAUUUCAGAAACAAAAAUAUAGAAACUACAUUCCCUUGAAUAGCCUAGUAGUGCAUUAAAUCUUCGUUAACUUGGUAUACAGCCCUCAUUCUUUGGUGCAGUGAUUUACAAGUAGUUGCACUUUAAAUUUUCGCAUGGCUCUUUGCUUACAAUUUCCUGGUAGGACUACGGUAAUGCAGCCACUGGUGAGCCAAGCGAAAGGAUGGUGCUAUAGUAGGCAACACGGGGAAUGGAUUGCCCCAGGGUUGUUCCAUGCAUGCACUUAGUUUUUUCUGCUUUCCAUGCAUGGUGCUAGGCUCUUGCAUCUUUCCUCCAACUGUGAAUUAACCUGUGUACUGUUGGCCAGAAAAUGUUCAUGACUGCCUUAAUGACAGCAAAGCUCAUGGAAGUACAGUAACUUCCCAAAUACAAGAAAGUGCAAACUUGUUCAUAUUAUCUUGCCUGUUACUACUGAGAAUGAGGUAAGUUAUAGGAGCGUUUAUAUAUUGUUCAACAUGAUUAAGAAUAAACUUGCAAUGGUUCUUUA
Molecule: messenger RNA, 4692 nt
Organism: Rhipicephalus microplus (southern cattle tick)
Lineage: Eukaryota; Metazoa; Arthropoda; Arachnida; Ixodida; Ixodidae
Product: serine/threonine-protein kinase 31
Biological process (GO): protein phosphorylation
Molecular function (GO): ATP binding; protein kinase activity
Source: RefSeq, a predicted model, not a curated record